CUAAUUCAUGUUCUUGCGCACAAAUUAUCAAUAUGAAAGUAUUCCUGUUGUUCAUUUUCCUCUCUGCUAUCUGGCUCCAAGCAUUUUCUAUGAAACCUUAUGAAAAAGUAAAAGCCUGCUUGAAACGGCAGCUGGGGUAUAAUACAAUUACAGCAAAUAACAAAUUAGAUGAUAAAGAAGACUCUCUUCAAAGCAAGUGUUUUUAUCACUGCUUACUGGAAGUGAAAGGUGUUAUUGCAAAUGAUGCGAUCAGUUCCGAGCAACCGAGGAAAGAACUUGUAAAAAAGUAUGGUAUUACUGACACAGAUGAAUUGGAAAAAGCUGAAGAAAAGUGCCAUUCCGCCGUCAAGGCUACCGGAAAAUGUGAAUUGGGGUACAAAAUCUUUAAAUGCUACCAGUCCAUUACCAAGCAUUAGACUACUAAACAAUUAAUUUGCAUGACACUUUUUAACAUUAAUUUUUGAGAAACUUCACACGCGUACAUAAUAAAGUGUAAAACGAAAAACUAAAGAAUAUAAUUUCUGGA
Drosophila sechellia is the source of this 526-nucleotide messenger RNA. It is a transcript of the gene Obp56f, whose product is annotated as Odorant-binding protein 56f. The record is from RefSeq and is a predicted model, not a curated record. The transcript is spliced from 2 exons. Gene Ontology annotation, molecular function: odorant binding. The coding region runs from base 33 to 416 and encodes 127 amino acids. NCBI's taxonomy places the organism in Eukaryota, Metazoa, Arthropoda, Insecta, Diptera, Drosophilidae.